Messenger RNA from Laccaria bicolor S238N-H82, 930 nucleotides. RefSeq lists its product as uncharacterized. Lineage: Eukaryota; Fungi; Basidiomycota; Agaricomycetes; Agaricales; Hydnangiaceae. The transcript is spliced from 3 exons. Bases 1 to 930 code for a protein of 309 amino acids. The record is from RefSeq and is a predicted model, not a curated record.
AUGCAUAUAGAUUCGCCUGAACAUCGAGGUAGUGCAAUGGCACCGCCUCCCAUCAACUGGGCCACAAGGCCAGUACCGAGCACCUGCAACUCUUGCAAGAACCUGCACUGCCUCGCAGAUGAGCCUGCUGCAAACACAGCUCGACCUUCAGCUGUGAUUGCUGAUGUCAAGUGUGCUGGCAACAGCCAAGAUGACCUUCGAUCUGCUGGUGAUUCGAUUUUUUCAGAACCCAAUUGCAAUCUCACACACCUCCUUCGUCACCUCGGCCAUUCGCGUUUUCGACAACCUCGAACCAGCUCUCGAAAUGACGCUUCCUUUGAUGGGUGCAACCCGUCUUCUGGGGUCCAGAAUCUGGCCUCCGCUUUCGCAGGUCUCUCAACAUUGGCCAACCCCACUUCCAGUGGCUCGCUUACUGCGAGUCUCUCAACAAACUCUCGAAAUGACCCUUCCCUUGAUGGGCGUGACCCAUCUUCUGAGGUCCAGAAUCUGGCCUCUGCUUUCGCAGGUCUCUCAACAUCGACCAACCCCACUCCCAUUGGUUCACUUGCUGCGAGAACCACCCAAGUUCCAGAUCGACGACAACAUCAACCUUCUCCAUUCCGAACAGUGGUCUUGCAGCGAACGAGUCCCCUUGCAUUAAGGACUGUCCCACUCAGUGCUUCCGAGUCCGGGAUGUCUAGUCCCAUAAAGAAGAGAUACUACGGCAUUCUAGUUGGCAAGUGCACCGGAGUAUAUUAUGACGAGUGGGAUAAUGUCCUACCUCUUGUCAAACAUGUUCCAGAUGCUCAUUAUCAGGGAUUUUCGACUCACAAAGUGGCUCAGGAGUAUUAUCUUGGUGCGAAAGCUCUGAACAAGGUUAGGAUUGUUCGGAAUCCCAGUGACGACGAAAUUUAUGGACUGGUAGCUACCACUUACAUCAUGUACUCCUGA